AUGUCGAAUCUAUUCGAAGGAAAAGUCAUCGCCGUUACAGGUGCCGGCUCAGGUAUGGGCCUUGAAACUGCCAGGCUCCUUUCAGCACGAGGCGCCUGUGUUGCCAUGUGUGAUGCCAAUGAGGAAACACUUUUGAAGGCUCGAGAUUCAAUACUGGAGACGUUGCCUCUGAACAGCGGCUCCAGGCUGCGAGCCUCGGUGGUGGACGUACGUCAACGGAAGCAGGUCGACGACUGGAUGCAGGAUUGUGUCGACCACUUCGGCAAACUUGAUGGAGCGGCGAACAUAGCAGGGAUAUCUUUUGGAGGCAUACCCAUCGAGGCCAUGACCGACGAGGUAUUCAAAAGAGUAAUCGACAUCAACCUGACCGGCAUUAUGCACUGUAUGAGGGCACAAAUUCCAAAGAUUUCACCCAACAGUGGAAUCGUGAAUGUCUCGAGUCUAGCAGGUUUUCUCUCUUUCGGAGAAGACUCACCUUACGUGGCUUCCAAGCAUGGAGUCAUUGGACUUACGAAGGCUGCCGCACAAGAAGUCGGGGACAGGGGCAUUCGUGUGAACUGCGUCGCACCGGAAUUCACUCAGACACCGAUGCUGGAAGCAGCAGGCCUCGUUGAUGUCAAAGGGCUCAGUCAGCUUGCAAUCAAGCGAGUAGGAAAACCUGCUGAAGUGGCAGAGCUUAUAGCUUUCUUACUAUGCGAUGCCGCAUCCUACAUUACAGGUAGCGUAAACUUCAUCGAUGGCGGCUGGAUGAGUUCCUAG
Messenger RNA from Cladophialophora psammophila CBS 110553, 759 nucleotides. RefSeq lists its product as uncharacterized. NCBI's taxonomy places the organism in Eukaryota, Fungi, Ascomycota, Eurotiomycetes, Chaetothyriales, Herpotrichiellaceae. Bases 1 to 759 code for a protein of 252 amino acids. The transcript is spliced from 2 exons. Gene Ontology annotation, molecular function: oxidoreductase activity, acting on the CH-OH group of donors, NAD or NADP as acceptor. The record is from RefSeq and is a predicted model, not a curated record.